Messenger RNA from Protopolystoma xenopodis, 741 nucleotides. Lineage: Eukaryota; Metazoa; Platyhelminthes; Monogenea; Polystomatidea; Polystomatidae. The record is from the annotation of a GenBank genome assembly.
AUGACGGACGAAAGCUCAGCACAGGGUGGUUGGGGUCACCAACAAGCUCUUCAACUCGCCUCCGAUCCUGUCGCCCCUGCUGGAAGAGUGGCAAAACAAAACUUGGCCAGAUCAAGAGUUGAGCUGGAGCAUACAAACUCAGAUACUGGUGGCUUGCUUCAAAGCAGAUUACUUGGCGCUCACUCUGUGAACAGAAGAAGUCGCCGGCCUGCGGCAGCCACUGCCUUCAUGGCUGGUCUGUCAAAUACUUCAACAGACCGAGGUCGUCAGAACACAAGAAGACAGAGCAUGUCCCGAGCCGAGACAAGUGCAUCCUAUCGAUCCCGCUACAGUGCGGACUUCAACAGCAGCAUCGCUUCAGAAGGUAACACACCCACGAUAACCAAUAAUCAACAAAAACGAAAUAACAGAAUCGGUAUGAAGGGCCAAUUGCAUGCGGAAUCUAGGCCAUCAGCAAAUCUUCCAAGCACCUCCUCAGAUUCGGCACCAUUUGUUCCAUUUCAUUUGUUGCCCCUCAACCUUCGCCCUGGAGCCGAGCUGAAAGACAAUAGAGUGGGGUAUGAAGAGGGGAGAAGGAAACCCGGUCCUACGGGCCAAGGUUUAGGUAUGGUGAAGAAGCAAAAAGGGAAAGAACGAGGAUCAGGAGUGCAGGGAAGUAGUCUUGCUUCAGAGAGAACCUCAGAACUCCUUGGCAAGAAUAGUCCUACUAAGGAUGAGAUAGAUACAGUAGUGACUGUAUAG